GUGCUUACGUCUGACAUCUUUCUUUGUGCAAUUUCUGUUGGGUCGCUCGUGAAAUAUCCCGUUAUUUCCCUUUCGUAACUUCUUCUAACAAAGGCAUUAUCUAUUUGUGACGGUCGGUCGUGGUUAUUAGAGCAAGAGUUAAAAAUCCGCAAACGCUAGGUUCAGUGACACUGCCACGAAAGAAUUUAUUUUAAUCGUUUCUUUAUUAUCGAUUUUAGACUUCGUGUGAAAAAUAUAUGUAUAAAUGAAGUUCGUUUAUUAGUAAGAACGAGUGUUUGGCAUACAAGCAGCAAGAUUUUUGUGUCACGGUCCAAACCAAGAGUGAGCCGUGUCUUGGGGGAAAAGCACCCCGGGCGCUACGGUGGCCCCAGAUACACCGGCGCCAGCGCCCCAGCCUCCGGGGGUGCUGGAGAUGACGGGCACGGAUAAUACACGGUUCAGCGGGCACACGCUCGACAAGGCCACCAAAGCGAAGGUCACGCUAGAGAAUUUCUACACAAAUCUCAUUACCCAGCACUAUGAGAGGAAACAGAGGCUGGAGAAACUGGAGGAGUCGCUCAAAGAUGAAAGCCUCACAGAGAGCCAGAAACAAGAGAAGAGACAGCAACAUGCUCAGAAAGAGACAGAGUUCCUGCGGUUGAAACGGUCGCGGCUAGGCGUGGAAGACUUUGAACCACUCAAGGUGAUUGGUAGAGGUGCGUUCGGUGAGGUGCGCCUUGUCCAGAAAAAGGACACCGGUCAUGUGUACGCUAUGAAGAUCCUCAGGAAAGCUGAUAUGCUGGAGAAAGAACAGGUGGCACACGUAAGGGCUGAGCGUGACAUCCUUGUCGAAGCGGACCACCAGUGGGUGGUGAAGAUGUAUUACAGCUUUCAAGACCCCAUGAACCUGUACCUAAUCAUGGAGUUCCUCCCCGGAGGUGAUAUGAUGACUCUACUCAUGAAGAGGGACACGCUCAGCGAGGAGUGUGCUCAGUUUUACGUAGCGGAGACAGCUCUCGCUAUCGACAGUAUACACAAACUGGGUUUCAUACAUAGAGACAUAAAACCGGACAAUUUGCUCCUCGACGCUCGUGGACACAUCAAGUUGAGUGAUUUCGGUCUUUGCACGGGCCUCAAGAAGAGCCAUCGCACUGACUUCUACCGUGAUCUAUCCCGAGCCACCGCCUCUGACUUCAACGUUCUACUCACUCCAGUUUCUACGUCAUCGUCCGCCAUGGACUCGAAGCGGCGUGCUGAAUCCUGGAAGAGGAACAGACGGGCGCUCGCUUACUCUACGGUCGGCACACCGGACUAUAUAGCGCCCGAGGUGUUCCUACAGACCGGGUAUGGACCGCAAGCCGACUGGUGGAGUCUAGGCGUUAUCAUGUACGAAAUGCUCAUUGGCUAUCCGCCGUUCUGCUCGGAAUCGCCACAGGAGACGUACCGUAAGGUGAUGUCGUGGAGGGAAUCUCUCACUUUUCCUCCAGAGAUACCGAUCAGUGAGGAAGCCAGGGAGACCAUACUGCGUUUCUGUUCAGAGCCGGAUCGCAGGUUAGGUUCCCAACGUGGCAUAGAAGACGUGAAGUCAGUACCGUUCUUCCGCGGUGUUGACUGGAGUCAUGUUCGUGAACGUCCCGCCGCCAUUUCUGUGGAGGUUCGCUCUAUAGAUGACACGUCCAACUUUGACGACUUCCCCGACGUCAAAUUGGAGAUACCGGCACCAAUAUCACAAGAAGGAGAAGUGGCUUAUAAGGAUUGGGUGUUCAUCAAUUAUACGUUUAAACGUUUCGAGGGACUAACACAACGUGGCACUCCCACUAAGAAAUGAGCAAAACCCCAUGACGAACAUGAAGUGAAAUACAACCUUGAGACGACGCGACAAAACUUAUUUCAGCUUAACACUCAAUAUCAUACUCACACAGGCAGACAAGCAACUCGUAAAUUGAUAGCAAUAUCGACGCUAUGACAAUACUGUGAAAUACCUUUCAGCUUGUUACAUAUAAGUUUGCCUUAUUGUAAACGUGUUUUGUAACUCGCAUUACGCUUGAAAUUCUCAAUACUGAAUGUCAAUGUGGUCGAUGUUAAAUCACCGUUGUAAUAAAGACUACUGCAUGAUUAUGAAAAUUUUAAAAUUGUACUUCGUUAUUUUAAGCUGUUACGUCAAAAGACGAUGAUGUGCUGUCCAACAUUUCACAUAAUUUCUUUUCAUCGUGCAGUGACACAAAUAUCAUUUUCAAAACUCACACCCAAUGGGUACAUAAUGCAAAAUGUGCAUCAGCGUACAACCGAAUAUUGACUUAACAUUAAUCACAGACAUAAGACAGAUAUGAAUAACACGAUGCUGUUCAGUUUUUUCUUAUCAUUAAAAUAUAUAUGUUAGAAGAUUUUCUAAUGAACACUAGUUGCAUUGUCACCUGGCCGAGCUCUGUUGCCAAACUCGAAUGAUACUUGCAUCUUAUCAGUACGUUAGUAAACACUACAAAGAUGCAUUUACAUAAUUAACUGAGAUGCCAUAAAAUAGUACUUUCAUAUACAAACUAUGAUUACUAGAUGUUACUGAUCUCUACGUUUACACAAAGCGGAUUCAAAAUUUAGAAUUUAUAGUUAAUUUAUUGUUUUUGUCAGUUUUAUAUUGGACGCCGAUUUAGGUCUCUAAAAUCAAAGAGCUUCGUUCACAAUGAUAAAAAUUCAUUAAUAAUCUACAUAUUUGUUUCUAACGUCUUUGUACAGUAUAAAUUUUUAGUGGAGUGAGGGCUAUCAUUUUUGAUAUUACCAUUAAUGUUGUAUCAUUCUAACGCUGUCGUGUCACGUGCUGUAUAGUUUUAACAAAUAAUGCCUUGUUAUAAACAUAUACCUAAGCAUUUUCUGUUUAUUAAUGAUUUUCAAUACACUGAGUCGUGUAUUUGCGAUCAACUUUCACAACAAUUGUAAAAUUGAUAGUGAAAAAUGAUGUUUUUAAUGACAAUUGAAUAACACUUGGAAAUUCUAACACCUGACAAAUGUGACCCUUGGAGCUUAAGUUUCUUAGUGUCUAUGUAUUUUUAAUUAUGGAUAUAUUUAUUUUCGAAAACGUCUAAAACGGAAGCUAUAGUAUUCGGUCAUUAUUACAUCCAUAUUUGUCCAUUUUGCGUAGAUUAUUCACUUGCUUUUGUUCUUUCUUUUUCAUAUUUUGUAUCCACCCAGACCCAGUUGGUUAUUAUUGUGUAUGUAUACUGUUGUAAAUUCUAUAUACUUGCGCCUCGUACUCGUUAAUUUUUUAAUCGUGGUUACCAUCAUCGCAAUGCAAUAUGAUUUCAUAGGAAUUGUUAUUAUUUAUUGUGAAAUUAUUUAUUUUUCCAAUUAACAUAAUAGUAAAAUAAGGUAUUAUCUUCAAAAUUAUAGUUGUUAAUAUUUAUAUAAUUUUUAUAGGAGUAUGGCAACAUAGACAAAUGGUGGUAAAGGGAUAUAAUGGAUUUCAGAAAAAGUCAUGGUCGGGCAAAUAUUUCUGAUGACAAAAAAAUACACUUCGAUCAAAAAUUUACGUUUACAAAUUCAAAGUACUUUAUUAUUUCAUUACCAUUUAAAUUUCGGUAGCAUGCAUCCAACCCGGUCAAUCUCAGGAACCGUUGGAAUUACUGAUAUGUAUAUAUACAUUUGACUUUCGUGAGUAUUGAAAUUAGUGUUUACAACUGACUGACAAUUUUUUUCAGAUAAAACUAGUUGUUACCAAAAUUCACUAUCGCAUACAAAGCGAGCAAUGUACACGAAUGCAAUGUAUUCAUUUUUGUCAAUAUUUGACUAUUAUUAUGUAUUGAAUAUGGUGACGGCCAAUGAGACAGAUAGACCGAAAAACAGAAUGUAUUUUUUUAACCAUCAAUAUAAAUUUAAUUGUUCUUUGUCUAUCUCUAUCUGUCAGAUUGAAUUAUUGAGAUCAGCCAUAAAUGUCGUCUGAAGGUUAUUUAUUGUUUGUCGUUCGGACGGGGUAUUGUGAAGUGUUAUAGUUGGUUCUGUUAUUUUUUCUCUUUCUUUUUUUAGUAUGGAUUUAAAUUGCUAAGUGAUAACAUAGGAUUUUGAU
Diatraea saccharalis (sugarcane borer) is the source of this 4033-nucleotide messenger RNA. The record is from the annotation of a GenBank genome assembly. NCBI's taxonomy places the organism in Eukaryota, Metazoa, Arthropoda, Insecta, Lepidoptera, Crambidae.